Molecule: messenger RNA, 3368 nt
Organism: Trichogramma pretiosum
Lineage: Eukaryota; Metazoa; Arthropoda; Insecta; Hymenoptera; Trichogrammatidae
Gene: Gart
Product: trifunctional purine biosynthetic protein adenosine-3
Exons: 14
Coding region: 216-3248 (1010 amino acids)
Biological process (GO): 'de novo' IMP biosynthetic process; adenine biosynthetic process
Cellular component (GO): cytosol
Molecular function (GO): phosphoribosylformylglycinamidine cyclo-ligase activity; phosphoribosylglycinamide formyltransferase activity; metal ion binding
Source: RefSeq, a predicted model, not a curated record
UCGCUUUUGAGCUGGAAAGUUAAGGCCCGAAUUUUCACAGAGAGAAUCUUAUUGGUUGAUUUAAUUUUAACCUUUUUUGGUGUAACUUACCUAUAGGUUUACAUUAUUAUAAUUAUUACAAGCAUUUAUUAUUGGUAACAAUUUAAUGUUACCAGAGUGAUAAAUUAUCAGUGCAUAUAUAAGAAAAUAUAUUUAUAAUUUUAAAUUUUUUCAAAAUGACUCUCAAUUGUUCUAUUUUAAUUAUUGGAAGUGGUGGAAGAGAGCAUGCAAUUUGUUGGAAAUUAGCACAAUCUGAUCUGGUUCAAAACAUUUUUGUUGCUCCUGGAAAUAGUGGUAUUGCUAAAGAGAAUAAAACAACAAUAGUGCCCUUGGAUGUCACAAAUAAUAAGGUAACGACAGAAUGGUGUAUUCAAAAUAAAAUUAACAUGGUUGUUAUUGGACCAGAAAAUUUCUUGCAUCAAGGGCUCGCAGAUGAACUUGGUAAAUUUAACAUACCUUGUUUUGGUCCAUCAAAACUGGCUGCAAAAAUAGAAACAGACAAAUGUUGGUCAAAAGCAUUCAUGGAUCGCCAUGAUAUUCCGACAGCUUCUUGGAAAAGCUUCUCAGAUGCUGUUGAGGCAAAAAAUUUUGUGAAGGAAUCAUCGUCCAAUUCUCUGGUCAUUAAAGCUUCUGGUCUUGCUGCUGGUAAAGGUGUGGUUGUUGCUAAAAGUAAAGAUGAAGCUUACAGAGCGAUUGAAGAAAUUUUGGAAGACAAAAAAUUUGGAGCCGCUGGAAACAUGAUUAUAAUUGAAGAAGUACUGGAGGGUGAAGAAGUUUCAGCAUUAGCAUUUACAGACGGAAAAACUGUUGUUAUGAUGACUCCGGCUCAAGAUCAUAAGAGAAUAUUCAAUCAUGAUCAAGGCCCAAAUACCGGAGGAAUGGGAGCUUACUGCCCUUGUUCAUUUUUAACUAAAGAAGAUAAUGAAUUUGUUAUUACUAAUAUUUUGAAAAAAACUGUUGAUGGCAUGAGAACUGAAGGAAUACCAUUCGUUGGAGUUCUGUAUGCUGGUUUAAUGAUGACACAAAAUGGGCCUAAAGUUUUAGAAUUUAAUUGUCGAUUUGGUGAUCCUGAAACCCAAGUUAUUUUACCAUUGUUACAAUCCGAUUUAUAUGUUAUUAUGAAAUCAUGUUGUGAAGGAAAUUUAAAAGAAAGUUAUGUUUCAUGGAAAAAUAAUAUUUUUUCCACUGGAGUAAUCUUAGCGUCUAAGGGGUAUCCAGAAUACUCGUCUAAGGGACAAGUUAUUGAAGGUAUUGAAGAAAUACUUUGUAGAGAUGAUCAUUAUGUUUUUCAUAGCGGAACAAGCAUAUCAGAAUCACAACAAAUAUUGACAAAUGGUGGCAGAGUUUUAAUAGUAGUAGCUUUAGCACCUUCUCUAGCGUUAUCAGCUGCAAGGGCAACGGCAGCAGCUGGUAUUAUUAAUUUUGAUGGAAAACAAUACAGAACCGAUAUUGCUCAUAAGGGCAUAGCGAGAUCAAUAUUAGAGUACGGUACAAUGACCUAUAAAACUAGUGGAGUUGAUAUUGAAGCUGGAGAUACAUUUGUAACUAAUAUAAAGCCCGCUGUUUCAACUACUAUGAGAAGUGGAGUUAUUGGUAAUAUCGGAGGAUUUGGAAGCAUUUUUGAUAUCAAUGCUUUAGGUUUUCAGAGUCCGCUUCUAGUAUCCGGCACCGAUGGAGUUGGAACAAAACUCAAAAUAGCACUUGAAUAUAAAAAGCAUGAUACUGUUGGAAUAGAUUUAGUUGCUAUGUGUGUAAACGAUGUUCUAGCACAAGGAGCAGAACCUCUUUAUUUUCUUGAUUACUUUGCAUGCAGUAAAUUAGAAAUUGAUGUAGCUGAAAAAGUUAUAACUGGCAUAGCGGAAGGAUGUAAACAAGCUGGUUGCGCACUGGUAGGAGGAGAAACAGCAGAAAUGCCUGAUAUGUAUUCUGAUGGAGAAUAUGAUUUAGCUGGAUUCGCUGUAGGAGCCGUUGAAAAGUCUGAAUUAUUGCCAAAAAUUGAUAGCUUGAAAAGCGGUGAUAUUGUCAUAGGAAUACCUUCCAGUGGUAUUCACAGCAAUGGUUUUAGUUUGGUCAGAAAAAUUUUCAGCUCGACAAAUAUGAAAUUAACGGACUUGGCCCCUUUCUCGAAUACCAAGUUGACAUUCGGAGAAGAAUUCUUAAAACCAACCAAAAUUUACGUAAAAAAUGUGAUUCCUGCAAUGAAGCAAAAUUUAGUGAAAGGGUUUGCACAUAUUACUGGAGGAGGCUUGAGUGAAAAUAUUCCCAGAAUUUUACCAAAUGAUUUAGGAGUAAUAUUAAACGCAGAAAAAUGGAAUAUUUUGCCAGUCUUCAGCUGGUUAGCUAUGAUGGGAGGAAUUAGCAAGAAAGAAAUGCUCAAAACGUUCAAUUGCGGUAUUGGUGCAAUAAUUAUUUGUGCUCCUGAACAUCAAUCAAAAAUCAUGGAUAUAAUAAAGUCCGAAAAUCCAUCCGUAAUUGGACAUGUUUGCUCUUUGGAAGGAAGUUCUGAUAAAGUACGUGUAGAAAAUUUUGAAACUCAAAUAGAUCAUGAUAUGAGAAAGUACGUCAGUCCAAUAAUGAAACACUUGACAUCUUUAAAAAAAGUAGGAGUUUUGAUAUCUGGAAGUGGAACUAAUUUGCAAGCUUUGAUUGAUGCCACUAAAAAUGUAACGUACCAAAUGGGUGCUGAAAUUGUUUUAGUUAUUUCAAAUAAACCCGGUGUAAAAGGGUUGGAUAGAGCUCACAAUGCCGGAAUAAAAACAAAAGUUAUAAAACACGUUGAUUAUAAAGACAGAGAAGCUUUCGACAAGGCAAUGGAUACUGAGCUUGUACAACAAGGAGUUGAUAUUAUUUGCUUAGCUGGUUUUAUGCGAAUUCUUUCUCCUUGGUUUGUGAAAAAAUGGAGAGGGGCUAUUAUAAAUAUUCAUCCAUCAUUAUUACCUUCUUUUAAAGGAGCUAACGCUCACGAAGAAGUUCUUAAAUAUGGAGCUCGAGUAUCUGGAUGCACUGUGCAUUUUGUGAAUGAGGACAUUGAUUCUGGAGCUAUUAUUGAACAAGAAGCAGUUCCAGUUAUGCCUACAGAUACUAAAGUUACACUUGAAGAGCGUAUCAAAAAAGCAGAACAUAAAGUUUUUCCGAAAGCUUUAAAACUUUUAGCGACAAAUCAAAUCAAACUGAAAGACGAUAACACUAUUGAAUGGUUGAAUUUAUAAUAAAAGCAAUAAUUAUUAAUAAUAAUAAAUGUUUCUACUUUUUUAGUGAUUGAAUCACAUCAUGUAAUUAGAAUUUCGUUUUAUUACCGAUAUAAUAAAAUGUUCAAAUUUAAACUUCAA